AUGAACUCCACAUCCGGAUCGUCGACAAUACGUGAUUUGGUCACUCCGAAAAAUUGUAAUUGGGAUUUUGAGACUUUCAAUCAACUUGAAAAGAACACCUCGAAACAACCGACAUGCAAUUGUGUUGCCGAAGCAAUUCGACGCGUCACUGCUCUACGGAAAUUGGCCACCCAGCAAGAUGGAGAUGGAUUCACAAUGGUGCAGAACAAUGAGGUCAAAUGGGCAAAACUGUUCAUGGAGUUCAUAAUUGGAAAUGCUUACUGCCAGUCUACAAAGUGUCAAGCACAAUCGGAUGACAUGAUUUGGUACGUACAUCAGGCGAAACUCACCAACUCGUUUUAUAUCCAAGGGAAUCAGAAUCUGCUGCAAGUAUUCCGACGACAUAGUAAAAACCAACCGACGCCCUGUGAUGACAAUUAUAAUUGGGAGGAGACUGUCUGUCUUAACAUUAUCAUGCAGCAGAUUGACUUCUACGUGACAUGUGCGGUUUGUACAAAGACUGGACCUCAAAAUCUGCAAAUUAUUCGGAAAAAUUGUCAACGAGUGUUUCCUUCUCCAAGUCGUCGACGAAUGGAUAGUAAGGGAGAGAAUGAAGAAAUAACCUAUCCGAAACUUUAUUUUGCGAUUGACGGUUUUGAGGAGAUCUUCAAUGAUGUGAUAGUUCGUGACGGAGAGUGUGUUUGUGUUGAGUUAGUAGCCCGUGAUCGUCAAAAGACCCGAGAAUCAGUCGUUUUCCUUGGAUCCAUCCGAUAUGAGAUUUUGAAACAAGUCUAUGACACAAAGGCGUCUUCGACGUGGCAAUGGGCACAAAAGUUGAUGAAAUCUGGCGACCGGCGGCAAGAGUUUGUACGAAUGCGAGGGCCUCAAGGAAAAGGAUACGCGGAAAUGGCAGUGGCACGAGUACCCAAUUGCGGAUACGAAACGCCGCUCACCGAGAACCCCAUUGACUUUUCGGAGUUGGCAGGAGUCGAACAAUCGCUUGGCAAACGUCGAAUGUCCGAAACUAAUCUUGCAGGUGGAACCCGAAUGUUUCCUUCCCGUUCGAUAGCAACACCUUCUCAUUCAUCACGUGGGAGACGUUGGCAAAGUGAGGCGGACACGGUCAAUCAGUACCCAGAGGUUGAAGGAAGCAAUAUUGACGAUGAACUUGACGAAGGUCCAACCAACAAGUUGUGGUCGAUGAGAGGAUUUGCACAAGUUUGGCAUGGACUCCGAGAGAAGAAACGUGCUGAGUGCACUCCUCUGAACGCUUUCCUGACGUAUGUGACAUUGCCAUGGAACAGUAUUCUGAAUGAUUUGUUGAGUGAACGUCAAAAGCGUCCUAUCCUGACAUUCGAGUUCGAUGCACCCGCACAUAAUCAUGACUAG
Molecule: messenger RNA, 1368 nt
Organism: Caenorhabditis remanei
Lineage: Eukaryota; Metazoa; Nematoda; Chromadorea; Rhabditida; Rhabditidae
Exons: 10
Coding region: 1-1368 (455 amino acids)
Source: RefSeq, a predicted model, not a curated record